This is a messenger RNA of Penicillium atrosanguineum, 1599 nucleotides long. RefSeq names its product putative feruloyl esterase. The transcript is spliced from 2 exons. The coding region runs from base 1 to 1599 and encodes 532 amino acids. The record is from RefSeq and is a predicted model, not a curated record. Lineage: Eukaryota; Fungi; Ascomycota; Eurotiomycetes; Eurotiales; Aspergillaceae.
AUGGCGCUUUCAGGGCUCGCUCAGGGGGUUUUGGGGGCUGGCGCUUCGUCUUGUACGGUGAGUACGUUUUCGUCUCUCACUCUCAGUAACAUUAAUAUUACAAAUCUCAAUGUUACGGCUGUCUACGACUACAAUGGUGCCAACUCGUCAAGUACCGGUGGCACGGGAGGUGUCGGGAUGAUUUCUGCAUCAACCGGCUCGACAGCGCCUACUGUAAAUAUUUGUUUGGUUUAUAUGACAUAUACCCACCCUGGACAGAACGAUGUUGUCAACACAUGGAUUGGACUGCCCUUGGAAGCCAGCGAUUGGAAUUCCCGCUUCUUGAUGGAUGGUGGUGGUGGCUGGGUGGCUGGCGGCGAGGAUGUGAUUCUCGAGCCCCUGAUGUCUGGUUACUCGUCCUCCUCUACAGAUGGGGGACAUAACACCACGGCCUCUACGGCUGAUUGGGGGUUGACGAGUGAAGGCAAUACAAAUUGGCCUGCCCUUUGGGACUUUGCUAGUGUUGCUUUGGUAGAAGCGGCAGUUCUGGGCAAGAAGGCAACAGAGACAUACUACGGUUCGGCACCCAAGUAUUCCUACUGGAAUGGGUGCUCGACAGGAGGUCGCCAGGGCCAUGUGAUGGCGCAGCAACACCCAGAUCUCUUUGAUGGCAUUGUUGGUGGUGCGCCGGCUAUCAAUUGGGACAAGUUCAUCCCGUCUGAGUUCUGGUCUCCGUUCAUGGCGCAACUGCUUGAUACACAACCCCCUCUAUGCGUCCUCGAUGCCUUCACAGACGCAGCCAUCGAGGCAUGCGAUAUGCUCGAUGGUGUUAAAGACAAGAUCAUCUCGUAUCCAGGCCAGUGCCACUUCAAGGCAUCUUCCAUGAUCGGCCGCACAGUCAACUGCAGCGACCCGAGUGGAACAAUUACGAUCACGAAGGCAAUGACCAAGCUGGCAGAUGCCUAUUGGGAAGGACCUCGAUCAGCCGAGGGCCGGUUCGAAUGGCACGGCUUUCACUAUGACUCUGAUAUGUCAGGCAUGCUCACGACGAACUGUACUUCCCUUCACAACUGCACGGUGAUUCCCUUCAGCAUCAGCGAUGACUGGAUGAAGGUGUUCCUGGCUAGGAAUUCCUCGCUCAAUACGGACAGCCUGACUCGCCUGGACUAUGACCGUCUGUUCCGGCAAUCGGUGAACCAAUACGCCUCGGUCAUUGGAACGGAGAGCCCCGAUCUUACGGAAAUGAAACUGGCCGGGACGAAAAUGAUUGCCUGGCACGGCAUAUCGGAUCCCCUCAUCCCGGCCAACGGCACGGUGGAUUACUACACGCGGGCAAUGAAGUUCGACCCAGAUGUCGCGGAAUACUACCGUUUCUUCCUAGCCCCAGGCGUAGGCCACUGCGGUGGUGGUACUGGCUUCGAUCCCAGUGACACGGUCUUUGAUACCUUGCGAGCCUGGGUUGAGAACGGGACCGUGCCAGACACGCUGAAAGGCAUCGCCACAGCCAUAGGCCAUUCAACCAGCUCGACUACUCGCACGGGUCAUCUCUGCCCGUACCCAAAGGUCUUCACGUAUACCAGCGGAGAUCCGAACAAGGCUUCAUCGUUUACCUGUGUCUGA